UUGAAUCCACAUGGAGGCGAGCACGAGCAGCCUGCCUGUAGGAUGGGAAGAGCAGUGGAGGAGAGAAAAGGAAAGGAGGGCGCAAGUCCUCGGAGAAGGCAAGGAGGGCAUCGAGCGGGACGAGCAUGAGCUGAGGAGAAUCGUGGCUUUCAAUGACACUCGAUUGGGGCUGUUGAGCAGGAUGGUGGAACAGCACGGGUCAGAUGAAGGCGAUAAUCUCCGGAUUUACAACAGUGAAAGCUUUCCUUGUGAGACGUUCAAGGCUCUGAGGGAGUUGCGUGAAAGGCGUCUUCUCACAGACUUGACAAUGACCACUAAGGAUGGGAGCAGCUUUCACGUUCAUUCCCCCAUUAUUGCUGCUGUCAGCACCGUCGUCAAGGAGCACCUGAUGGAAGAGGUCCAAACUUGCAAUGCGGACCAAGUCGGACCCAACCAGUGGUCCUUGUCUGUGGGUCCAGAAGUGGAUCAGGCUGGGCUACAGGCUGUUGUAAACUUUGCCUACACUGGGGAGAUUUUAAGAGGUGACACCGUAGCUGAAAUUAAGGCCACAGCUCGUGCACUGGGCGUCCACAGACUGUUAGACCUCUGUCACCAAACAUCGAAGGAAGGUCCUAAAAAAGAAAAAGCUCGAGAGGAGAUGAGGCGUACGCUUCAAUCCGUAGAGCAGCUGUGGGCAGACGGAGUGGGCUGUGAUGUCAUUUUGGAUGUGAGCGGUGCUUUGUUCCAUGUCCACAGGGUCAUCCUGGUGACAAGCAGCGACUACUUCCGAGGCAUGUUCACCAGCGGCAUGAGGGAAUCCCGUCAAACCCGUGUUGUCCUUCCUUUAAAGGUAGCUCCAGAGCUUGGUGCUCUGAUUGGUUCUUGCUACCGCGGGACCCUUCCUCUCAGCUGGGACUGCGUCUUUGAGACGGCCUGCACAGCACUCCGGUUUCAGUUCCAGUCGGCCGUCUCCCUCUGCCUGCGCUUCAUGAGACAGGAGAUGGGAGCUGAUUCCUGCCUGGAUGUGGCCUCUUUUGCCGAAGCUUAUGGGAUGUCAGAGCUCCUAGAAGAAGCCAAUGACUAUGUGCUGCGGAACUUCUUGGAGGUGUCUGCCACUGCAAAGUUUACGGACCUCCAGGCUGAGAAGCUUCUAGACCUGCUCUGCAGCGACGGUCUGAGUGUGCCAUCUGAGCUGGUGGUCUUUCGAGCUGUGGUCUCCUGGCUGGAAGCGGAUCCUCAGGAGAGACUGGGCCAUGCCGGACAACUGAUGAGAGGGGUUCGCUUUCCCCUAAUGACGUUCCGAGAGUUCAGAGAGGUGCGGGCAAUUAACCUGCGCAUGGAAGCCAAAGAGAUGCAGCUGUAUGGUGCUGCCUUCAAGGAGUUUGCAUCCACCUUGUCGGUGCAGGAUCAGUGUCGAGUGAGGCGCCCCAAAGCCUCCCUAAUUGUUGUCGGUGGGGACCAGCUCAACCCGGAUGUAGGUCAGCGCAUACCAAGUCGCGAAAUGUGGUUUGCCAACUCCUUGCGCUGUGGAACUGGCCUUGUGAAGGACAUUGAGUGGAGGAAGCUGGCUGAGAUUCCAAGCAAACCAAUGUUCAGACAUGGGGUAGCAACCAUCGGGGAGAGGUUGUUUGUGGUUGGAGGAUGCCACUUUUACUCCAAGGGUGAUGUGAUGAAAUCUACCUACAGCUAUGACGCUGUGCACAAUGUCUGGAAGAGGUGUGCUGACAUGCAGGAAUUUCGAAGCAACUUCUCGGUGGUGGUGCACCAAGGUCAGCUUUGUGCCAUCGGUGGAGAUAAGGAGAUCAACACCAAUGUGGACAGUGUGGAGAUGUAUGACACAGAGGCUGACUCCUGGAGGUUUGUCUGUCCUCUGGACCAACCACUAAGUGGCCAAGCUGCCACAAUCCUCAAUGGAAGGAUCUUCAUCUCUGGAGGUUUUGACCGCCAGUAUGUGUGUCUAACAUCCCUGUUCCUGUACAACCCAGAGGCAGGAAUCACCCACCUGACAGAUAUGACCCAUGACCGAGCCCAGCACUGCAUGCAGACGCUGCGAGGUCGCCUUUAUGUGGCCGGCGGAGUGUGCAAUCUCAGAAGGUUUUACACUGACCAGCUCGCCUGUGAGGUGUACAAUCCCACUGCUGAUUCUUGGACGUCUUUUGCGUCGCUGCCCCUGCCUCACGUGGGAGCAGCUUCGGCCAUCUUGGAGGAGAACCUCUACAUACUCGGAGGGUACUGCCAGGAGGAUUACAGCGAGUCCGGACUCGUCCACCGGUUUAACUGUGGCACGCAGCGUUGGGAAAACAUGGGAAAGCUGCCAGCAGCUGUUACUGACACUAGGGCUUGUGUGCUACGACUUCCCCAGCACUUGAGAUCCUAGUCAUGUUUUGUGCUGAUAAUCCAUGUGUGUAAGAGUUUAAACAAAAUAUUAACAAAUAAAAGUCAUUUGGAUCUUGUGUACAGUGGAUAGAUGUUGCAGGAAGAAAUGGACCAACUCAGGUAGGAGAUGUAGCAAUCUUAUGUAUUUUUAUUUAUGUGCGAUAAUUAAUUUAUUGUUUUAUUUCAGUCAUAAAGACACUCGAGUCAGCGCAAAUAUAAGAAGAUUGACAGGCAAGCAUGAGCAUGCUUGCACCAUCUUGUGUUUUUACCUACAGUCGUUAGUGCUUGGAGGCCCUCUCUUUGUUGUGUUAUUUAGUUAGCAGAUAAACAAGCAAAAAUACGACAUAAUAUACAACAAAAAUAACUUAAACUACAACACCUUUAAACACAGCCCAUUUAAAAAAUAUUACUCUUCAACACUCUUGGAGUAAUUCAUGUUUGAAAAUCAAUUUACAUUGCCCUUGUCAUACAUGCUAUGUGUUGUUUAGUUUUAGUUAGACAAAAAAAUACCACAGAAUAUAUAAGAAAAAUUCCUACAUAGUCACGAUUUACAUUUGUGACGCUGGAAAUUUGCAGAUUUUUCAAAAUAUUUUUUUCCCACAGAGAAGAUCUCAUUCAUCCUAGAAAAAUGACAUAUGUGAUAAUACAGGUACAACGUACAGCAUACAUGUACUGUGCCACGUAAGGACGUGGCUAGGGAAACCUUAGCUUCGACAGUCAAUCUGGCCUCAAACCUUGCAGUGAGGUGAAUAGAAGUUAAUAUGUGAUCCUAAAUUGUUACUGGAAUUUCAACAGGCAAGCGGUGUGGAUUAUGUAGACGCGGCUCGGAGAAACGCCUUCUCUGACACCUAGCCGGGACGACACAUAAGCAGCCUGUAGAGUGCAGGAGUGACAGAUGGGGGCCGUCCCAUAACAACAGAAGUGCAGCUGUAGCACUAGUCUGACGACUAAGAUGAAGGCUAGACCGUCCCUCAGAUUCAUCUUUCAUUAUCAUUCAUUUGUGGUGAGUACCUGUACAUUUUAUCAUUUAAAAUGUGUUUAAUAAAUGUGUGAGGAAUAUUUAGGGUUUAAACCUGGAUUAUGCGUCAAUUAAUUUCGGUUGUUAGCUUUAGAGCAAUGGCAAUGGGAGAGAGACAGGGAGGGACAGUAACUUUUAUUGCAAAUGUUGAUCCCUAAUCAAUCAAGCUUGCAGGAGGGUUUGGCCGAGAGGAGUGAUCUGUGUGUCAAAAAUAGACACUAUUAUGUGCGUCUCAGUUACACCGUUUUUUUUUUGUCAUUCGCAGGUGGUCUCGGAUGGUAACCCCUGCGAAUAGCGGGGGUCUACUCUACAACGCAUUAAAAAAUGUUAAUCUUCAACUACUCUGGAUUACUUUAUCGUAGAAAAUGUCAUAUUUGUUUGUCCUAGAUGCUAUGUGUUUUUCAGUUAGACAAACAAGCAAAAAUAUCACAGAAUAUACAACAAAAAUCACCUUUGUGAACUUAACGACAACACUUUUAAAUACAUCGCAACUCCAACCACUCUGGGAGUCAUUUAUCGCAGAAAAGUGUCCUACAUGCGUACACGUGGUGGCAAACGUAGCAAAGACACCCGCAAAUCGUUGUUAGGCCCGGGCAUCUUGCCCAUAUUCUCCCACCUGCGCAGGGCAGGGUCGUAGCGGUGGACCAUCUUGGUGUCGCUGUAGUCCUCCUGGCUGUACCCUCCUAGCAGGUACAACUUCCCCUCCAAUAUGGCGCUCCCUGCCCCCACGUGAGGCACC
Messenger RNA from Dunckerocampus dactyliophorus (ringed pipefish), 4112 nucleotides. RefSeq names its product kelch-like protein 33. The transcript has 5 exons. The record is from RefSeq and is a predicted model, not a curated record. Gene Ontology annotation, molecular function: protein binding. Bases 11 to 2356 code for a protein of 781 amino acids. NCBI's taxonomy places the organism in Eukaryota, Metazoa, Chordata, Actinopteri, Syngnathiformes, Syngnathidae.